GAGGGGCCUUGAGGAGCGGCGGGACGGGCGGCCAACAUGGAGCGCUUGGAGCGCUGCGCCCGCUGCUUAAGGGCACGGCUGGUGGCCGAGGCCGUGCGACGCCGGCUGCCGUGGUUACUGCUCGGCCUCGUGUUCGUCGGGUCUGCCCUGAAGGACGGCGAUCUGGUGCCGGAGACGCCCAUGCAGAACAAACGCAACGCGCUCAAUGUGUAUUUUGUCAAGGUGGCUUGGGCAUGGACAUUCUGGCUGCUGCUGCCUUUCAUCGGAGUCACCACUUACCUGUUUGCCAAGAGCAAGUUCCUUUACGGCCCCACGAGGAGCAUUCUGGCAGCUCUGCGGCGUCUCAGCGCGCUGCUGGUGGGCACUGCCGUCUGGUAUGUCUGCACUGAACUCUUCAUGUACAUCGAGAAUCUCACCGGCACGUGCUUUACCUCGAAUAAACUCAGUGAGCCUCAGAAGCUCUACACCACCAAGCAGGAGUGCCAUCGGAACAACGGGAUAUGGAACGGUUUUGAUAUCUCGGGGCACUGCUUUCUGCUCUCAUAUUGUACUCUGAUGAUUGUGGAGGAGAUGGCUGUGCUGGAAGGCUUAUCCAUAGACCGGAACUCAAGGCUGCGUGUUGUUAUCAACGGCCUGUUUGUGUCCUUGUGUUUUCUCACCAUGAUCUGGGUGUUCAUGUUUCUAUGCACUACUGUGUAUUUCCAUGAUUUCAGUCAAAAACUUCUUGGUGCGCUGACAGGUUUGGCAGCUUGGUUUGCAACGUACAGAGUUUGGUACUUGAAACCUUUUUCUCCUGGACUGCCUCUCACAAAUGUACCUUUGAGUUCAAAGAAAUACGGUUAUAGCCGAUAAUAUUCUUUAAUUUUGGAUUUUUCUUUCAGUGCCAGACUAGUUAAAUACAGACAUAUAUAUAGGCAUAUAUAAAGCCUAUAGGCAAUAUAGGCUUUCAACCAUAAGGAAGAAGGUAAUGGGCUGGACAGCCUUUACCAGCUGAUGGCUGGGAGGUGAUGAGAAAUUUUGUUUAUAAAGAAUUAAUACUGGACAAGGUCUGCUCUUGGCUAGGAGUUACUGGUUGGUAAAGAAAUACAAAGUUGGAUUUGUUUCUCGUAUUAAGAAAUAGAGGAACAGAUCUUCCAAAACUGACAGAGGCCUUUGCACUUUAAGACCUUAACUGACCUUAAGUUAAUUCUCCCUCUAUCUAUUUUUAUUAAAAUACCAGGCAUGAUCCAAAUGUCCUUUUCUUCUUUUUUUAACUUGUUUUGUCCUUAGAGGAGAUCUCCCCUAAUGGCACUGCUGAUAGCUACUGCAGAGGACUCCAGCCACCAGUGUUCAUUUGGUAAAGCAGUGUGAAGCUCCACUGUGAAAUGCGAACAUCUCACGUGGUGUUAAAUACACCUGACAAGGGUUUGUGCCAAGUUGGUGUACGCGUGUUCUGCAGCAAAGAGAAUGAACCUGAGAUGUAAUAGCUUAAGCAGUCUGUGACUUGAAAUUGAUACCUGUGUUUGGAAAGGAAACUCCUCAAUAACAAGUUUUAUCUUUCUCCUUACAUGAAGUAACUAUAACCAUGUUUUGCAACUUUAGACACACAAAAAAAUCCCAAGUCUAUUGAGAGAGUUGGGUGUUUACUUUUAUUUUUUUAAUCUUACGCAUUUAGCACCAUAAAACCAAAUACUUUCUGGUAUGUUUCUUCCAGAACAAUGGAAUUCUGGUGUUAUGAACAUGUUAGCUUAACUCGCUUAAUAGCCUGCCUGGUAUUGAAUGAAACUUAUUGUUUAUCCUGAGAGCUGCAAAGCAGUUUGCUUGAAGCAGUAUUUAUUUUGCUUAUCAGUGAAUGUCAAUAAGCUACUUAAUUUUGAUUGCACACAUAGUUGUGGCUGCUUCUGAUACGUUUGGAAACCCACUACUGAAUAAAACACUAAUGUUGUGUAAUGAAUAGGUAUGAAAUUGGAUGGGUUUGCUCAUUGUACCAAACAUUUAGCGUAGUUUUGAUCUUGCAGAGCCUUUUAUUGUUUCAUAAAGGUUUGCUCAUGUUGCAGUUGUGCAAAACUUGUGUGAUGGUUGCAGUGUUGAAAGUCAAAGAGGUUUGUAGGCACAGCUGCCAUAUGAGAGGGGACAAUCUGUGUGCAGUGUUUGGCUCCAAGUUGAUUGUUUAGUUGAAUAGGGUGUGAUGCACAGUCAACAUUGGCACAUUUUUGUUGUGUUUUUUUUUAACCAUCUCCUCAGCUCUUUUUCAGCAAAUGCGUGGAAGUAUUUGCAGCAGUUUUAGCAACGUUAAUUCCAUGUUUGUGGCUCACCUCUGAGGAAAGCUGGAUUCCUUUGACUUCCCACUCCGUUCAGUGCCAAACCCGAGUUGUUUUGCAGCCUCAGAAAGCACAGAUUGCCACGCAGAAAGAAGCUUUUUCAGGAGUCGAUGUAUUUUCUAUCAAGUUCCUUCUUUUGUCUUUUGCAAUGAAUUGCCUUUAAGCUGACUCUGGGAAAUUUGCACUGAUCAACUCAUAUUGGGUUUAACUAAAAAUAUAUUUGAACAAUGCAGAUUAAUUUGCAGUCCUUCUUUUGAUGUACUAUAAGCCUGCUCCCUCUUGACUUAAGCUAGGCUGCAAGCCACUUGCAUCGUGAAUAAGGAUUAUAUACCCAGAAGGUUUUCUGAUUCAUUUCAUUAGAUUUAAGUUUCUAUUUUAGGUUAUCUUUAUGUAACUUUGCUACAUAGGCCUGCUAUGGGAAAAUGCAGUUUAUUUAAACCAGCAGGCUUGCUGAUAUUAUCUUCAGUUCCACAGAUGUUUUAUGCAAUCACUGCAUCAUUGUUUCUCUGUGCUUCAGAUUAGUGUCAUACAAACUGUUUAUUGUGGAAAUAAUGUAGGCCAUGGCUAUUCUCAGACUGUAUUUAAGCUACGAUAUGCUUGUGUCUUUGUGGGUGUUUCUGGAGUCUGCAAAGGUACUUUUGCUGUCCUUCACUUCCCUGAACAAUCCAGGCUCUCAGGUUUUUUCUGACUUAUAUAAUAUUAUACAGAUUUAUCUGAGAUUAUACUGAAUUAUUGGUGACAGUCUGAGCACGCUGUAUUUCCACAGGUGAACGUGGCACAAAUUCUCAAAAACAAAGGGUUUAAAACCAACAAAAACACCUGACAAAAGCAAGAUUCCUAAUGUGUGCCAUGCAGUUGGUUACCUAGACAUGAACAGUUGCUCUUUGUAGCAAAGUGGAGGCCUAAUCCACUGGAAUAGAUGGAAAAGUUCCCGUGCAGUAAUGUUCCUUAUGAGUUUGGAAGUCUUGUACAAUGUGUUUCUCAGAGACCACGUGCCAGCUGUUGGCUUACAAGGUUUCCUUGUGCUCCAGGCCUCUUCUUGGUGUCUUUUGGCUUUCAGUUAACUGGAAAUCAAAACUGCUGAUUUUCUGCUCAUGCAUUUCCUAUCACCUUUACCUGACUUCCCUCACUCCCCCAAAUAAACUUCUAUCAUUAA
Coturnix japonica (Japanese quail) is the source of this 3456-nucleotide messenger RNA. RefSeq names its product fat storage inducing transmembrane protein 2 (gene FITM2). The record is from RefSeq and is a predicted model, not a curated record. NCBI's taxonomy places the organism in Eukaryota, Metazoa, Chordata, Aves, Galliformes, Phasianidae. Gene Ontology annotation, molecular function: coenzyme A diphosphatase activity. Gene Ontology annotation, cellular component: endoplasmic reticulum membrane. Gene Ontology annotation, biological process: lipid storage; lipid droplet organization; phospholipid biosynthetic process.